AUGUCCAGCCCUCAAAGAAAUGUUAGUACCCCACUGGAGCUACAUGAGCUUAAUCUUGUAGCUAAACAAAAUGUUCCGCCAUUGCCAGCUAGAAACAAAUCAGGACAGUCACAACAACAGCAAGAAAAUCAAGGAAAUAGAUCUCCAUUAUCACGUCAAAUUGGCGGUUUCAAUGAAAAAUUACCUCCUGUUACUCCAAAGAAGAAUUUAAUCGCACCUGUUACACCUGUUAAGAAGCCUAUGAUAGAGGAAAGACAAGAGGAUGAGAAUAGUAUUAUUUACAAAUUGGCAUCAAAGAAAAGAGAAAUAAAUGAAUUAGAAGAAAAAUUGAAAUUUUUAAACAUGGAACUCCAUGAAUUAGAAGUAGAGUUCCGUAAGUCACAACCUCAGAUGGCUCAAUCUCAGAUGAGUCAAAGACAAACUCAGUUUCAAGAAACAUUUGAUGGACUAAAGACAAGAUUAAACAACACUAUUAAUUCUUUCACGGCUCCAAAUACAACAGAGGGUGAUGAACCUGCUCAGAGGGAUAUCCGUAAUAAUGGAACCGCCAAUUCAAGCCAAACUAAUAGAUUUUUCAAAGGAUUAAUGGACAAAUUUAAUGAAUUUAACGUAAACGAGGAUGAAUUCGACACAAAAACCAAAAGAGAUGAGGUAAAUAAUGAAUAUUAUUUAAAGCAAGGAUAUGAUCUUGACGAUGAGGAAAUUGAAAAGGAUGCUCAUGAUGAGGCGAGAUUUUUAAAUAAUAUUGAUGAUUCGACGAUAAAUUCUAUUAGAAGGUGA
Maudiozyma saulgeensis is the source of this 780-nucleotide messenger RNA. Lineage: Eukaryota; Fungi; Ascomycota; Saccharomycetes; Saccharomycetales; Saccharomycetaceae. The record is from the annotation of a GenBank genome assembly.